Aspergillus oryzae RIB40 is the source of this 459-nucleotide messenger RNA. RefSeq lists its product as uncharacterized. The transcript has a single exon. Gene Ontology annotation, molecular function: DNA-binding transcription factor activity; transcription cis-regulatory region binding. The record is from RefSeq and is a predicted model, not a curated record. Gene Ontology annotation, cellular component: nucleus. Bases 1 to 459 code for a protein of 152 amino acids. Lineage: Eukaryota; Fungi; Ascomycota; Eurotiomycetes; Eurotiales; Aspergillaceae. Gene Ontology annotation, biological process: positive regulation of transcription by RNA polymerase II.
AUGGGUCUUUCCGCAGCCAAAAGUCUCGAAAAUAUGUCUAACAAAGACCUGGACUUCUUGUUUAGCUGUCUCAAAAUCCACCCGGAGUAUUCUUCCGUCAUUUUCAAAUUAGCCAAUCUCAUCCGCACGGCAGCUCAAAUAUACUUGAGUCGGGCAACCAACAUGCCAAACCAGGUGAUCACGGAACUGGUUCAACAGUUCCUGGCAGACACCGCUUCUUAUAAUGCAACUUCACCCGGGGGCCAUAUUCUGAUUUGGCCAUUUUUUAUAGUCGGGGCGGAGUGCUCGUCCGAGCAAGACAGGGAGUUUGUCACCAUGCAGUUACAGAAUCUCUGGGAUUGUACGGGCUUUGGAAGCCCGCUCUAUGCGAUCAAGCUGCUGGGAGAUAUAUGGCAGGAACCUCCAGGGACGAAUUGGACGCAGACAUUAGUGGAUAAGGUAGAAGGGUUCAUUAUGUGA